This is a messenger RNA of Lytechinus variegatus (green sea urchin), 2073 nucleotides long. RefSeq names its product acidic repeat-containing protein-like. Bases 918 to 1901 code for a protein of 327 amino acids. The transcript has 5 exons. Lineage: Eukaryota; Metazoa; Echinodermata; Echinoidea; Temnopleuroida; Toxopneustidae. The record is from RefSeq and is a predicted model, not a curated record.
CCUUCUGGCAGUCGGUUAUUUGUGCACCAUAACGCGCUUUUUUUGUUUACAUCUUAAUAUUGUAUGGUGGUGAAAAACGUACCUGUAACAACAUUUAUCUCAGACUUAUGCUCCGAUUUUAGCUCGAUGAACACAUCUUCACCCUAGGAUUGACCAUCUUUCAUAUAAGCUUAACGGGGAAUCACCCUUUCUGUUAUCAUUCUAAGACCCAGCCAUUUGCAAUCUACUCUGUUUGUUCCAUUCACAGCUGAUAAUGACGUCGUGAGACUUCUAUAGUCUAGUCCAAAGGUGUGCGUCGUUUCAGGACUAACCGAACACACAGCGGUGGCGACAGUUUGAAUAAACGUUCUCACGAAAUAGAAUAAAAGAAACUCACUGAGGGAGAUAUUAGCGGAUAAAGAGGAGACGAGUAGAUAAUACAACAUGAAUAAUACCAUUUUGGAUCUCGCCCAAUAGACCGUAAAUGCGGAACAACCUUUCUGAAAAAAAAAGAGAGGGAUGUGUUUCUCAUGUCGUUGUAAGGGACGCCAUUUCGUACAGUUAUACGACAAACUAUACAUGUGGGAUAUAUUGGUAUUAUUUUAGCGGAGUUGACGCUUUACUUUAUUCUCAGAACUGGAAUCGUUCAGUAUCAGCAAUCAUCGAAGUUUGAGAAUAACUUGUUGAAUGCGAAGUAGGGGUGUAGCUGCCAGUGGGGCGUGUACUAUACUUUCUGGAGACGAUCGAUCUAGGGUCUAAGCAAGCCUUCACAGACACGAAUUAGACGCUCCGUUUCAAUUUCAGCGUUGAUCAACUUUCAACACCCUUAUGGAGUUCAGUCAUGACGCCCUCUAUAUGAAACACCUGAUCAGGGCACCGUAAUAUUGUGUGAUGAUUAUCACUCAUUAUCAUAUCUGUCAACGACUCGGCUGUCAUCGAUGUCAACUAACCAAUCACCAACUCAACCAGCUGUGACGACAUCUUCGACGAAUAUGGAUGGAUCUUCGGUUAACACAGGUGCCAUAAUUGGAGCUGUUGUAGCAGUUGUUGUAGCCAUUGUUGUUGUGGGCCUUGUAGUGUACUUCUGGUGCUAUUUCAAAAGAAAGAAGCAAAGUCAUAGUUUUCAGGAAAGACAUCCGAUUGGAGACCAAGCUCCCACUUUCCGUGUCCUCUCUACGUGGGAAGAAGCGAUAACCAACCAAGAAAAACAAAAGGAUGCUUCAGAAUACACUCCCGUGCAGAUGGAUUACUCCACGCCAGACUUAAUAGCUGGGACUAAUGAUAGUGAAGUCAUUCACAAUAAUCAAUAUGAACGAUUACGAAAUAGAAAAAUCACGUCAGAAACUUCGAAAAUGCCGACGAUUGCCGAGGACGUCAAUGAACGCCCGCUGUCGGUAGGAUUCGAUAAUCCAGGAUUUGAUAUAGGAUUGGACGAAAUAUUUGAAACACCAUUAUUUAACGGGCCAAUUAAGUUGGGUCGGGAAUUGAGUAGAGAAGAGGAGAGUGAUAAUGAAAGAAACUUAAGUCAAUCUCCAACUGAUCUUGGACAGAAUUUUUCGAUAAUUGCGACUGAUCCUCCGGAUGAUCCUCCUUACGAUCCCCCUGACGAAACAACGAUCGAAAGUCAUAAUAAAGAAGACGAUCGUGUAUCAACAAAAGAGAGUGAAUCAUCCGAUGAUGUGAAUGUUGAUACUGAAGAUGUGUCAGAAAAGACUGAAGAGGUGAAUGAUACUAAUUCGGAGGAUAUUGAUGAUAGCCACGAUAACCCUGGUUUUGAAAUGGAAGAGGAUAUCAAUGCUACCAGUACAUCUCCAGAAUCACCAACAGAGUUUGAUACCGAAAACGAUAUCGAUGCUACCGAUAUGCCAUCAGAAUCACCAGCAUCGUCAUCGGACGUCGAUAAUCAUGAUAAUUGUACUUGAACAUAGGUGCAAUAAGAUUAGCUGGAGAUCAAAGCAAUUUCAGAGGAUGAGGACGGUGUAAAUGCCAUGACUGCCAUUACGAAAUGUGUGGAAAAGUCAACAGUAAUGAUUAGUUUUCAGAGGCAUACGGAAUCACUGACAGCAAGUAAUAAAAAGCCAGGAAACCUUUCAU